AUGUCUGAUACAAUUACUUUCACGAUAAAAAAAAACGGAUACAUUCUCCGUCGGGAAGUAUUCAUAAAAAGGCCCACCGAAAACCAAAUACGUGAAUCAGGUUUGGUUCAAGAAGGAAACCGCAAUCCGGGAAAAGUAUUCGAACAACUAAUAACGGGGGCUGUGAGAGAUCUUGGAAAAGCAGCAAUCGACGCUUUAUGGCGUGACCCAAAAAUCAAAGCCGAAUUCAAGCGUAUUGUGGAAGAAGCUUUAAAAGAUAAGGGGGAACUCCGUAUUGUUCAUGACAAAUUGAACCAUAGUUCAGAAACAGAUCACAACCAACAACUACGUGACAGUUACCCGCCCCUUCCUGGCAGACAGAACACGACCCAAGUUGGCUACCCUCAAGUUACUUCCGAACAGGUACACAGCGAAUGGCAUAUUAAUAUGCCCGGAGAAGUCACGGACCACCACUUCUAUCAUAACGGUAUCAUACCUGAAGUUUACUCGCCUGCCGGACAGAAUACGGUAGCCCAAGCGUGCUACCAUCAAUUUACAUCCGAACAUGAUAUUAAUAUGGACGCAAAUGGCAUGGGGUUCUAUAAUUACGGCGGUGCAUUUCACGAAGUCGUUCCUGACGCGGUAACCCAAGUAGCCCACCCGCAAGUUACUUCCGAACAGGAUAUUAAUAUGGACGUAGAUGACGAAUGGCCUAUGCCCAUGGAUGCAAAUGGCAUGCGGUUCUAUAAUUACGGCGGUGCAUUUAACGAAGUCGUUCCUGACAUGGUAGCCCAAGCUUGCCAUCAAUUUACAUCCGAACAGGAUAUUAAUAUGGACGGAGGUGACGAAUGGCUUGUGCCAGUGGACGCAAAUGGCAUGGGUUUCUAUAAUUACGGCGGUGCAUUUAACGAAGUCGUUCCUGACAUGGUAGCCCAAGCUUGCCAUCAAUUUACAUUAGAACAGGGUAUUAAUAUGGGUAAAUUUUAG
Molecule: messenger RNA, 966 nt
Organism: Paraglomus brasilianum
Lineage: Eukaryota; Fungi; Glomeromycota; Glomeromycetes; Paraglomerales; Paraglomeraceae
Source: the annotation of a GenBank genome assembly